Messenger RNA from Paramacrobiotus metropolitanus, 2520 nucleotides. RefSeq names its product proline dehydrogenase 1, mitochondrial-like. The record is from RefSeq and is a predicted model, not a curated record. Lineage: Eukaryota; Metazoa; Tardigrada; Eutardigrada; Parachela; Macrobiotidae. Gene Ontology annotation, molecular function: FAD binding; calcium ion binding; proline dehydrogenase activity. The coding region runs from base 237 to 2162 and encodes 641 amino acids. Gene Ontology annotation, cellular component: mitochondrion. The transcript is spliced from 12 exons.
UUUUAGCCGUAUUCUAUGUAGCUUGAGAAAAGAACGCUGGCAGGUUCGAGUCAGCCCCAUACGUAUUGAGAGAGUAGUGCGUAUAUAAUAUUCGCGUGCCAUCAAAAUUUGAUUCGAGAACGUGUUGUUGACUUUUUUACGGUGGAAAAAACGUCGAACCCAUUAAUCAUCCGGACAGAAAUCGGACCGCAGGCUGUUGUGAUUUUCCUCUCCGUCAGAAAGCGUUAACUACAACCAUGCUAUUUCGCGUACGCUGUCUGCAGGCGCAACACCUGCAGCGCGUCUGCUUCUCGUCGCGUAUCGCUCCCAAGAUCAAGGAUCUGCCCAAGGAUGCCUCGGGGAAGAUUGUCAGUGCGGGUAUGCUGGUGCAGGAUAAGGACAGCAACAAUGUCAGCCCUGAUAUUCUGGCCAAACGUGCCGAUCCCCACUGGACUCCGACGUACCCGUCGCCGCCUAGUCGGGAUCCCAUUGAUCUGACGUUUGAGAACUAUCAGCAGUGUUACAAGAGUAAGACCACGGGAGAAAUCAUUCGGGCGUUGUUUGUGCUGAAUUUGUGCCGCAUCACCUGGCUGGUGGAUAAUAAUCCCAAGCUCAUUCGACUGGGGAAAAAAUUUCUGGGCAAACGCCUCUUCGAAAAAAUCAUGAAAUCCACAUUUUACGGGCAUUUCGUGGCGGGUGAAGAUCCGGAGAAGAUCAAACCCGCAGUGGAGAGGAUGCGCCAGUUUGGAGUGAAAUCCAUUCUGGAUUACAGUGCGGAAGAAGACGUCCCAACCGAGACGGCUGUGGAACAGGAAUUCAAGAUUGUACCGACGGCAGUGGAGAAAUCUACCGGGGAUUCGUCUUCACAGCCACUAAAACAGUACGUUCCUUCCAAACAGUUCGGAGAUCGUCGCCGCGAUGUUAUUAGCGCUCGCACAUAUCUGUAUGAGAACGAAGCACAAUGCGAGAAAAACAUGGCAACAUUUCUCAAGUGCAUCGACGCCGUUUCCGGCACAACCCACAGUACCGGGUUUGCGGCUAUCAAAUUAACGGCUCUGGGUCGACCAGAGCUUUUGAUGCGGUUAUCGGCAGCUCUAGUAGAAUCUCGCCGCUACUUUAAUCAAAUAUUGGGAUACCCUGACCUGGAAGAGUAUAUUAUUUUAAGGAAAACUAAAGUUGAAGAUUUCAAGAAGCGUUUGUUGCAUCAAGGGGUCGAUCUGAAUAAGCCGGAAGUGGUGGAUUGGUUAUCUCACAUUGACACCAACAAAGAUGGUGUGGUGGAUCUGUUCGAGUGGGGUGACCUUAUUGACAAUGCUAAGCAGUUUGACCGGUUGCUCCGUGUACCGUUGCCGAUCAAGGGCGGAGUACAGUUCAAAUCCCUGAUUUCCAAAUUUACCCCUGAAGACGAAGAGAUGUUCCGAAAUAUGAUGCGUCGAUUAAAGAUCAUUACUGAGCAUGCCAUAUCGAAGGAAGUACGGAUGAUGAUCGACGCAGAACAAACAUACUUCCAACCGGCCAUCAGUCGUUUGACGGUUGAAUUAAUGAGAAGAUACAAUCGGGAAAAAGCAUACAUAUUCAACACGUAUCAGUGCUACUUGAAGGAUGCGUACCGUAUGAUAAUAACUCAUCUUGAGCUCAGUCGCAAGGAAGAUUUCUUUUUCGGUGCGAAAAUUGUUCGAGGAGCAUACAUGAAACAGGAACGCGAUCGAGCGGCGGCAUUAGGUUAUCCCGAUCCUAUUAAUCCUGAUUUCGAAGCAACUACGAAAAUGUAUGAAAAGGUCGUCACGACUGCGCUGGAAGAAGUGAAGGCGCGCGGCAUUGCCGAACGAAAAGUUGCCAUCAUGAUGGCCACCCAUAAUGAGGACACCGUGCGAUUUACAGUUAAAAAGAUGGAGGAACUCGGUAUCAAGCCAGCUGAUCGGGUAGUUUGCUUCGGGCAGCUGUACGGCAUGUGCGAUCAGAUCAGUUUCAAUCUCGGCCAAGCGGGCUACAGUAUUUACAAGUAUGUACCGUACGGUGAAGUCCUAGAAGUGCUGCCGUAUCUGUCGCGGCGGGCACUGGAGAAUCGCGGUGUCCUGGAAAAGACAGCCAAGGAGCGCCGGUUAUUGGGUGCGGAGCUGAAACGGCGCUUAUUAUCUGGACAGUGGUCAUAUCAGCCCCGGGGCGAUUAUUGGCCGGUGUAGAGUUCUCCCGGAGCGUUUCCAAAUGGGUGUGUCAUAAUCAUCGUCUUUCCAGUUCGGGGUUGCAUGUUGUCAGUGUUGGAGAAUUUUGUUUGAACUGUUGCGGAUUAAUCUGAGAAAUUGGAAUUCUCUUCCGCUACCAUCUCUCGGGAAUUUGUUUGUUUUUGCGAUAUUUCAUUCUCGGGAAUUUAUUUCUCAUUUUGUUGUUAAUUUGAGUGCCGUGUGUGGAUUGGCAGAACGCGGGAAUCUGUGUGUGUUUCUCGAAAAGAGUCUCUUUGCUGAUUGUGGAUACAGAUUAGCACAAAAUGUCGGGCCGAUGCGGAGAGAUGUUGCGGGUGUACAAUAAAACAAGUCUUGGUGG